Hippocampus comes (tiger tail seahorse) is the source of this 2408-nucleotide messenger RNA. RefSeq names its product semaphorin-7A. Gene Ontology annotation, biological process: neural crest cell migration; semaphorin-plexin signaling pathway; positive regulation of cell migration. Gene Ontology annotation, cellular component: plasma membrane. The record is from RefSeq and is a predicted model, not a curated record. Gene Ontology annotation, molecular function: chemorepellent activity; semaphorin receptor binding. Bases 226 to 2172 code for a protein of 648 amino acids. The transcript is spliced from 14 exons. Lineage: Eukaryota; Metazoa; Chordata; Actinopteri; Syngnathiformes; Syngnathidae.
GCCAAUUGUUGCCAAGCGCCUGCGAGGUGGAGCUUCUUUUUCUCGCCGCGACUCAUCCAAGUCAUCAGCCGGCCAGCAGCGCGCAAGCAACGGGCACUGAGGACGCGGCAGACCCCCUCGGAAGGAAGCCAACACGGGGAGCGUCAAGCAUAGGAUUCUUUGAUUAUUAUUAUUAUUCUUGAAUCAUUUCUGACCAUUUUUUGCGGGUGUCUUUUUUUGGCGACGAUGAGCAUAAAGAUGAACGCGCUCCAUCAUUAUCAUCACCUCCUCCUUCUCGCGGGGCUUUUUGCCGCCGCUGUGACGGCAAAGCCGGCCAGGCUGAAAUUCGUAGUGCACGAACCGUCUCGCUUCCACUUUGACAAGCCCGAGAAUUACAUCAGCAUGUAUCACCAAGAGGGCAGCGACACGCUCUACGUGGGCGGCCAGGCUGUCAUCUACGUCCUCACUUUCAGCAACAGAGGCGUACGUGACGUGCAGAUUCCGGCGCCGUCAGACCAGACAGCCAUCGACACCUGCAAGGCUAAGGCGGCGCCCCUCGAGCUGGAGUGCGACAACUUCAUCACGGUCAUUGAGAAAGUCAACGACACCUUCAUCGUGUGCGGGACAAAUGCUGGCAGUCCUCGCUGCUGGAUGCUGGUUAACGACACAGUGCUGACCGACAUCCAGGGUGUUGGGCAGAUUGCUUCGCCCGCCGACAUCUCCCCGCCGUACCCCUCGCAAAAGUCCAUCAGCCUGCCCGCAGAUGGGAGUCUGUAUUCAGCCAUGUCGGCGGUGGGCGGUCACGUCGGCUCCAUCCGCCGCACCUUUGGGCCCCAGAAGCUCCUAAAGACGGAGAACGUUUGGCUGCUGAACCCUCAGUUUGCUGGAGCCGCCAUCAUCCCGUCUACCCUCAAGUAUAAGGAGGAGAUCUAUUUCUUCUUCAGCGAGAUCAACAAGACCGCCCGAGUGGACGAGGAGCCAUACCGGGCCCGCAUCGGCCGUAUCUGCACGGUGGACGAGGGCGGGAUCAAGAACCUGCUGGCCGACUCGUGGACCACCUUCAUGAAGGCGCGGGUCAUGUGCGGUGCCGGAAACACUCAGCAGCAGUACAACAGCAUGAAGCAGGCAGUGGUUCUGACCGCAGAGGACAAACGGGCCGGUGUCAUGUAUGGCCUCUUUUCCAACGCCUGGGGCAGAACUGUGAUCUGCGCCUACUCCAUUGAAGACAUCGACCAGGCCUUCUCCACGUCCAAGCUGAAAGGCUACAGCAACUCCUUCAUUGGAAAUCGACCCGGGAUGUGCGGUCGAAAGAAUUCCUCGGCAGGAAAUGACCUCAAAAACCUGGGCGUGAUCCGAUACCACCCGGAAAUCGAGGACGUGAUCCGGCCGGUGGGCGUCGCCCCGCUGGACCUGCCGACGGACGACCAAAUCACACAUACUGUUGCGGACAUCGUCCUGGCUGUCAACGACGAGCACUACAGUGUCCUUUAUCUCGGAACAGAACAAGGAAAAGUGCUUAAAGUUCUUCACAGCAGCGAUGGGGUGUUUAUCAUCUCCCAGUAUUCCAUGUUUCGCAAUGAGGGGCCUGUCCUCAACAUGGCCAUCAACCCCCAAAAGGGUCACUUGUACGUUGCCACGGCGAUGGAGGUCCAACGGCUGCCGCUGGCCGACUGCGGUCGCUAUGGCGACACGUGCCGCGAGUGCAUCCUCUCCCGGGACCCGUAUUGCGGCUGGGACAAGGCAAGGAGGAGGUGCAUCGCCAUCCCGCCAGGAUAUAACGUCACGUCGGGGAUGCUCAUUCAGAAUCUGGACCAAUCCAACUCGUCGGUUUGCGGGGAGGCUGCUGCCCUCAAGCUGCGUCGCACCUCCCCCAGGCAAGUGUCGGUGCCGUCCAACACCUCCAUCUUCCUGCCCUGCCCGGUGCGUUCCUUCCACGCCACCUACCGCUGGGAAAAGGACAACUGUGUCAAGAACUACCCUUGCCUCUUCUCCGGCGACUUCUGCGUCUUGGGGCCGGCAGUGGACACGCCCCUGAGGGAAGGCGUCUUCCGCUGCAUGGCCACCGAGGACGGGUUCAAGGUGGAGGUCAUCUCGUUCAAGGUGGUCAGCCACGGCCGGCUGUUGGCCGCCUCGCUGGCCUCGACCAUGGGGCCGUCGCUGCUGCUCGCCAUGGCCGCCCUUUGGCUUCAUUAACCGCAGCUAGCGCUAACCACGUAUCCUUAAAUGACUCCCAGUUAGAGGAUAUGCGGGAGGUUUGGUUCACAAAGUAUACCGGCGUGAGGUAUCGCUUCAGAUUGUGGUUCUCAAACCGGGGAAUAAUUUGCAAUAAAUUACGGCAUAUUGUAUUUCAGGACGUACAUCCAUGUGGAAAUCAAUGUGUCACUAAAACAAACAACUAAUUACUCCUCCUUACCAUCGCUUUGGCCAAA